AUGUUCUUUGCCGUUCUCGUCUCAUCUUCUUGGCUUGCAUCAUCAGACCUUCGAUGGCUGCUUCCGAUGCAAGCGUACGUGCGUUAUAAGUACAGAUCACCAUCCCAGUCCUUUUCCGUUUCGGUAGCCUACAUGACUCCUGCAACCCCGUCCCACCUGGCGCUACCGUACCAGGCUUUCCUCCGGAAUCAGGAGACUCUUUUCUAUUACUGUGUUUUGCGCAAAAUUUUAAAACCCAUGGGCAGGUUGCAAGCCUCUAGACCUUCGGGAGGAGUUUCUGGGAGAAUUUCCCUGAAACUUCUCCCAAAGUGGACAUGUGGAGCUUAUUUGUUGGAGACGACUCCAAACCGUCUCCCUUGCACCUCCCAGUCACUUGAUUGCAGGCUUUUGGUCGGAGCGACGUGCGGGAUACAAGGAGGUCAUGAGUCAGUCCUGGCUCAGCGGAAACAGGGAGUCCAUCUCCUGAAUCCACUUGCGUCUCUGGGCAAGCACAAGGUCGCUUUUGGUCCGCGAUUAGCCCCCCAUCCGCCACCCGGGGACGCACCACGUAGCCUCGCGACUGACCGGCUGUGA
Necator americanus (New World hookworm) is the source of this 573-nucleotide messenger RNA. RefSeq lists its product as uncharacterized. Lineage: Eukaryota; Metazoa; Nematoda; Chromadorea; Rhabditida; Ancylostomatidae. The coding region runs from base 1 to 573 and encodes 190 amino acids. The record is from RefSeq and is a predicted model, not a curated record. The transcript has a single exon.